CUGACCAGCCCCGGUGCCCGUUUUUCGGCAUCCGGCUCAUCGCCCCGUAGCGAUCGCCGUUAAAUCACGGCUCAGCCUCGGUCAAUAUAUUGACAUAAUCGCGGUUGGACCGGUCACAACCCCCCCCCCCCCCCCUCCGCCCCGCUAUUUUCCAUAUGAGAGGAGUGCACGUCCUGCGAAGGGAGGGGGAGAGGAAUGAGGGAUCGGGGGGUAGGGGGGUGACCGUGAUACUGCCUCAUCCGUGUAACUGGAGACUAGGGGCUCAGCCAGCUCCGUGCACACAGCGUGCGAAACCAAAAAGCCGAGCGCUGAGCCAUCGGGGCGAAGGAGCGAGAGAAACCGGGGGAUAAAGAAGGACGGGAGGAAACGGAGGCAGUUCAACGCAGGGCAGCGACCGAGAGAGAGGGAGAGAGAGAGAGAAAAGGAAAUAAAGAAGCGAUGCCCAGUAUACAGUUCGCAUCGUCGCAGAACGUGACCAUGCUCCCAACACAAUAAAGCCAUCGGGAUAGGACUGGGGCUAAAUAAAUACCCAGAAAGCUGGAAACUCCGUCGACAGCCGUGGUACGGUCAAAAUGAAGAAGAGCAAUUCGGCCAAACGGGGCCCGCAGGAUGUCAACCAGGCGUCGUGUCAGCCAGACAAGACGGGCUGGAUCCGCAAAUUCUGUGGCAAAGGCAUUUUCAGGGAGAUAUGGAAAAACCGCUACGUGGUGCUGAAAGGCGACCAACUCUUCAUCUCCGAGAAGGAGGUGAAGGAUGAGAAGAAAAUUCAGGAGGUGAUCGACCUGACAGACUACGAGCGCUCGGAGGAGCUGCGCAAGACCAAGAGCCGGAGCAAGAAGAACCACAGCAAGUUCACCUUGCUACGUUCCAGGCAGCCUGGGAACACAGUGCCAAAUCUCGUGUUCCUGGCUGUUAGCCCCGAAGAGAAGGAGUCCUGGAUCAAUGCUUUGAACGGCGCCAUCACGAGAGCUAAAAACCGCAUCCUGGAUGAGGUCACCGUAGAGGAAGAGAGCCUCCUCGCCCACCCGACACGCGACCGCGCCAAGAUCCCCCACACGCGGCGCCUGCCUACGCGGGGACACCUCAUGGCCGUGGCAUCCACCUCGACGUCGGAUGGCAUGCUGACGCUGGACCUCGUCCAGGAGGAGGAUGCGACCUCACCGGCAACUGAGGGGCAGGACAGCUGUGAGGGAAGCUUCCGGGUCGAUCUGGACAAGUCCAUGGCCCUGCUCACCAAGCGGUCCAACAGCGAUGGCUGCCCUGCAACGCCAGUGGCCUCCGAGGCCAGGGGAAAGUCGGACAGCCUUCCCCGGCAAGAGGGGGCAGCACACACCCCCGAGAAAGUCCGCCGCGCCUCAUUGGACGAGAUCCUCAUCUGCCAGGCUGGGGCACGGCCUGCCUCCCCCACCACCUCCACCUCAGAGCUACAGGACCUCAUAGCCCAGAAGCUGGAGAGGACUCGGGAGAUGCUGGCGGAGGUGCGGGUCGCGGGGCCCGAGGGCACGGACUCAGACUCGGGGGCCGACCGAGCGGAGGUGGAACGCCUCCUUCAGGAGGCCGCCUCAGCCUGGGGCCAGGCCCGGCGUGUCCUGGAGGAGGUCAGGGGACUGCAGGAACUGUACCGGCAGCUGGAGCAGAGCCCCGCCACUCCCCUGAGCCCCUCGCACACUCCAGGGCCCAAGAGCCCCCUGCUGGCCGACUACAGGAAGAGCAUGAUGUAAUUUGUGAACAAGAAACCGAAUAAGAUGCGACAUUCUGAGUGCAGCGGAGAGGAAGACAAAGAGGAGCGUGACAGGCGGGGGGGGGGGGGGGGGGGUGACAGUAGUCUGCACGGGUCUUUUUUACUUUUCACCGUGACAGAAUUUGUACGUAGCUUCUGGGUGGGCACCUCUGACCAUAGGUCACUCGGCUGUUCCGUCGAGCCCCCCAUGAUUUAGGGAAAGAUGGAGCAUCAAGCCGAGCCGCUGCUUCUCAUGCUGGGGGUCUUUAUGUCCUCGGCAUCGGCACGAUUUCCUCCGCAUCGCUGCAUCCCGCAGUGCCACUUGUUUUUUAUUCCAGGGAUCCCCUCCCACCAUCAAACCCCCCCCCAAUAACCCAGCAGGGUGAUGAGCACUAUUUGUCUGCAUCCCCCCCGGCGGUGAAUACAAGUACCCAGACAGAAGGAAGCCUUUGGCCUAGUCGCUCAUUAAAACUGCCACGGCAACCUGCCGUCUGGCCGGAAUGCCGAUGUUUUCCUUUCUCCGUUGCAUCACAGACAGGAUUGGGCUGUGUGACCCCCCCCCCCCCUUUACCUUGUUCCCAGUGCCUGUAGGUUUUCGUUUGGAAGAGUUGGGCAAGGAGAUGGGGGGGGGGGGGCAGAGUACUAUCUGGAUGAUUGAACAUGUUCAGUGCUGCUCCUGCCUUGUCUAGCCUUUGUCACAAGAUUUUUACAGCCGGGCAGGAGCCGCCGCGACAGGCUACAUGUGGUGCCGAACGCGCGGGUCUGUGGAGCGGCCAGGCACCUUUCCCGCGUUCCAGUCACGCUUGUUUUUCCCCGCAUUCACGACGAUUCAGACAAAGCGAGAAACUACGCACAACGUCGCCACCGUUCACAGAAUCUUGCCUGUUAAAAGCUCAUUUGCAUCCCUGAGAGUUUAUUUGAAUGUGUGACAGAUGAAAGCAAGCUUGCCUCUGAAUCGCUGAAGUGAGAGAUAAUUAAGGACAUUAAAAAUAAUACCAGGAAAUUAUUUAGUAAAUACUGGACGUGAUUUUAAAAUCAGCAGGACCAAUAAAACCUUUGACGAAUCUAGAACUGGUAACUUUGAUUUGAUAUUACUAAUGAAGAAUUACAAAGAGCUAAAGGCCUUUUCCUCUUCGGUAUCAAUGAGUUAAUAUAUGGUUUAUUGCUGGACUCCACUAUCCAGCAUCGUGAUUGGCUACAUUAAAUGCUCUGUGGUUGUUGCAGGCCAUGUUUGAAGUUGAAUGUGAUUGGCUUAAUGUAAUACCCUGAUGCAUUGUAGGUAGACAUAUAGGUAUGUACCAGUGAAUCAGGUCUGAAUGUCAUUUUUACUUGCUCUGUACUGGGAUUUGGUUAAAUACAGACCUCGCUCUCUCAGCACAAAAUGCCAUGUUAGCAUCUCCUCCUCUGUGAUUUUUGUUUUACGAUCCACGACUCUCAUAAGCACCAACGCAUAGCUGUGUGCAGAUCUCAAAGUUUGGAAAGACCUUGUGCCCCUUUGUGAGAGUCUGCUUUGCCUUAGAGAGGGGGAGUAUCAGAUGACUGGGAUGUUCUUCCUUUGAAGUAGCACCAAACAGCAUUGGAUGUCAUCCAUAAGGUGCGGUGAUGUCAUCCAUAAGGUGCGGUGAUGUCAUCCAUAAGGUGCCCAAUCUGGUCGUCUAUAACUAACGCUGGUAAACUACACUGGGAAUGUGCACAAAGCAGCUAAUCUGCGAAGCUCCCGUCUGCAUAAAUUCAUCUGAGGGGGAGGCACUCGUCAUCUGUAAUUGUUUCUGUGAGCUGUGAGUAACCAGCCAUUAUAAGAUCAUCAUUUACUACCAUAAGGAGGAUUUUCAAAGGAUUUAUUAAUAGAUCUGGACGGUUUAAAGUGGCCGGUCGGAAGGCUGAUCCUGUAUCUGCAAGCCAAGCUUAGAUAAGGCAACCUGUGUAGUUUACAUGUAUUUUAUACAGCCAGGUUCUUUAGGGGAGUGUUUGAGGUUGUAGUUAGAUUGUGUUUCUGAAGGGUGUGACAGUUCCGUCCCUUCUGGGACCUUGGCAGGUGGCCCUUUGACCACUAUCCCUGUUCUUUAAUGCUGCGGUCCGUUGCUACACUACCGUAUAUAAAUAAAAGUUUCUUUUAUUGAACAUCAUCGUCACGCCGGUCAGAAAGCGCGGGGGGGGGGGGGGGCUGUGAUUCUUUCGGCAGGUCCAAACCGAAAACAUUACAGCUGCUAUUUUUGCCGGUUUAUAUUCCUCUUGGUUUCUGCGCUGCCUCAAUGCACAUGAGGGUGAACGUGCCCGAUUCUCAUUCGUUUGGGUUCUGUUGCCGUGUCAGUGAGAUUCAUGUUGUGUGCGGCAGUAAAAAAAAAAACAGCUUCUGCAAGCUGGCUAGAACCAUUGUUUGUCCUCUGGAUCCACUGGCACCGCAAACACUUCAUCCAAACGUAAUUCACACUUAUAGACAGACUGGGACAGUCUUCUUCACAGACUUCGGUCAAGCCGGUUGUUUACCGGAGAGGAUGGGAUUGUGAGAAUUAGAUCCAGACUCAGAUUAGAAGUUAGAUCAGACCCCGGGAACUUGUCACCUCGAUCUGGCCCAGUUUGCAGUAAACUGAUGUUCCCCAGUGAUAAUGGUGUACUGAUACAGACCACAUUGACAAUGGACCUCCAAAGUUUCAUUUUUUACACAAGCCUGGAGUCGGUGCCGAUGUGUUUCUCAACGAGAAGAUGAAUCGACUGGCUGACGGUCCGAAACGAGGCAACAGCCUGAUUGGUUUCCGACAAAUCCUGGAAAAUUCAAGGGAGGUGGUCAAACAGCUUGAACCUGUGAAUCUGACUGAAAAUGAUGUUCCGUGGAAAACAAUCGAAAAACGACACGAUAAAUUUAUAUAAAAAAAAAAAAAAUGUGAUAAUGGUAAGUGAAGGACAAUGAUACACUACAUCAAUACUACAUCCUACAUCAGAGGCUUACAUGAAUUAAUAUUUUGGCAUUAAUCAUACUAUUGUUAUGGUUAAUGUAUUGAAAUAUUUUGUAUGAUAACAAAAAAACUUUGCCAAUGUAAUCAUGGAUUUUUCAGCAGGAUAUUUUGGUCGCAAAUUGUCUCAUUUUACUUUUUUUUAGUGAAAUGUCUUCCAUUCAUGUUUUAUGUCUUCAGUUUUGCUGCUUUAGGUUUCAUCCACGGUGUGGGGGGUGUUUAUGAAAGCUUUGUAACCGGUCUGGCCGUACACAGGCUCCCUAAUGGCAUAGAAAAUGUAGAGGAGUGUUACUCAUUUUUUUGAUAUAUAUAUGGUACAAACGUCCAUUAAAUUGGGCACAAGGAUUGUAAAAUUGGACUGGUUUGUUCGACAGUGACUGGGAACUGAGAGUGCUGCUCCAGAGCACAUGCUCCUGUCUUUCAGGGUCUAACGUGAAUAAACGUGCUGUAAAACAAA
Brienomyrus brachyistius is the source of this 5128-nucleotide messenger RNA. Its product is annotated as pleckstrin homology domain-containing family O member 1-like. Gene Ontology annotation, biological process: regulation of myoblast fusion. NCBI's taxonomy places the organism in Eukaryota, Metazoa, Chordata, Actinopteri, Osteoglossiformes, Mormyridae. The coding region runs from base 573 to 1721 and encodes 382 amino acids. Gene Ontology annotation, cellular component: muscle cell projection membrane; ruffle membrane. The transcript has 6 exons. The record is from RefSeq and is a predicted model, not a curated record.